GACAUUACAGAAAAGUUUAAAAAAGUUUUUGCCGUGUUAAAGUUACUUUUAAAACUUUAAUGGUUCUUUUAAAACGGUUUUAGGUGUAAAUAUAAAACGUCGGGAGCUAACUACUUAAUGCAUAAAAGCUAAAGUCGUGCGUUGUGUUAAGUUGUUUUAUAAUUUACAGUAUAUUGUAUUGUGUAGGUGGCUGUGUUGGUCGGUUCGUUCUAAUGUGAAAGUGUAUUUUCGCAUAAAAUUUAGAUCCCAUUGUUCCAAACUUUCCGGGUGACAAUAAAGAUAAUGUACGAGUGUCUUGUGUAAAAUAUUCGCCUGGAGGCGUUAUGUAUUGUACUCGCUAAAGUUUUAAGGAGUUCAAAAUUGAGUAGGAGAAAUGAAUGUUCAGUCACAAGAGAAUGUCCGGCUUAUAUCAUCAGACGAGGGCGACGGCAGCUCGGACAGUCGGUCCGACAGCAGUGAGGACGAAGUUACAGAGCACGUGACGGCCACUCCACCACCCAACAUGGCCGCUGCGAGGGCACAGGUACCCACUAUAAGUGUGACACCGCACAGCCCCGGCGUGUUAGAUGACAGUCUUCAGCAGCUGCGGAGGCUGCAUGCGGCUGUUCAGCGUAUGAGGGCUGCCCCACUGCCCUUACUGGCAAUAGGGACAAGUCGUCUAAGUACAUCGUGUCCCUCGUUGUGUAAAGAUGGGGUGGUGGAGACUGAAUGCUCAUCGCCAACCCAUUUGGACUUUUAUCCGCAAAGUAGGAAGGGUAGCGGUGAGUCCCGUCAAUGGAUGUCGUGGGAUAGGCGGGAUGAAGGCAGACGAAGCUCAUGGGCGGCACUGGAACCCGCGCCCCCUCAACCAGACACGCAGAGACAUAGAGGUGCGUUAAACGGUCACAGUGCCUCCUUAUCAUCAAUGGAAUCUGAAGGUGACGCACCACGACCUGUGAGACAUUCCACGCACUCACUCAAUGACAAUGAUCUCGCUAAGGAAUUCGAAAAAGUAACGGCAGCACUCCGAGGCGCUAGUAGCGCGGUCCCGAGUAGUGGAAGCUCGAGGCUACUGGCGCGACUGCCGUUGCAGAAGAGUGUAUCGACGCCCAGCAUCGUUGCAGCGGUGCAACCGCCGCAGCCGCCGCCACCGGCUAAUAUCCUAUCAGCCGGUGGUGCGAGCGAGACAGAAAGCGACGAAGACGCUUCAGCUGCCACAGUAGGCGCGACACAACUAACUGGUCGGAGGAAUAAUUCGCAUCAGGAGCAUUUGGGGUUACAUCGGCUGGCGUUUUUAGAACAAGCGUCCUAUGAUCAUCACGCUGAAAAGCGACGGAAACGAGGCAGCCUAUUCUUUAGAAAGAAAAAGGACAAGUCUCGCAAAGCGGCGCAUGUGUGGCAAGCGGCGGUGGCAGGUGGACACUGUGAUUGGUGCCAACGUGAGUUGUCUGACAAACCGGCACUUUACUGUGAAAAUUGUACCAUGACUGUGCAUCAAAAUGUAUGCAAGGACUACAUUGUUGAGUGCAAUAAACCAAAAACAUCAAAGACAACAGUCGGAAAGUCCCUAAGUGCCAGCAGUGGCAAGAGCAGCAAACGAAGCUCUGUUUCCGGGCAAUCCCAGAAUUCGAAUAGCACGAGUAUAUACAAUGAUGAGAAGGACGGCUCUGAUCAUAAACACGAUCAAAGCAAUGCGUCAGAUGAUGGCGUGACGGAAUGGCCUGAAGUAUACAUAACUUCAGACCAACUUGGUGAAGAGGCGAUUGUACUGGGGCUUGGUGCUACGGAGCCCGAGACCUGGGCAGCUGGUGCUCCGAAGGGCCUGGCUAAGAGUAUCGGUGAAAGAGAAACUAAACGUCAGGAACACAUCUACGAGUUGAUUUUGACGGAGAAGCAUCACUGUCUCACAAUACGACUUAUGCAAAAGAUGUUCGUAGAAGGAAUGACGCGCAUCACAGGUAUAACGGACGCCCAAGUGAGCCGAAUGUUCCCACGCCUUGACGAGCUAUGGUACAUACAUGCGGCGCUCUUGUCCCGUCUUAGAGCAAGACAGCGGACGGCGCCGAGGGUUAACACUAUAGCGGAUAUAUUGGCCGACGCGUUCGCCUCACCUGAUCAUCAUACAUUGAAAGCGGCUUAUGGUGAAUUUUGUUCGCGACAUCGUGACGCUGUGGAAGUGUUUAAAGAAUGCUGCGCCCGUGAGGCGAAACUCGCGAGGUUCAUUAGAAAGUGCCAACAAAACCCUUUACUUCGGAAGAAGGGUGUACCAGAAUGUGUGUUGUUCGUAGCACAAAGAUUGACGAAGUACCCUCUACUGUUAGAGCCCUUAUUGAAGACGGCUGGAGAUGAUCUCACUGAACGAGAGUUAUUACAGAAGGCCCUAUGUGGUGUAAAGGAAAUAUUAGUCGACGUAGACAAUCAAGUGGCUGCCAAAGAACGUGAGGAUAGAAAACUCGAGAUUUAUCACAGGAUUGACGCUAAAUCUUUUGCGAACUUCCGUGGAAGAAAGUUCAAGAAGAGUGAUAUUCUACAAGGGAAUAGGAGUCUUAAAUUUGAAGGUGUUGCUACAUUAAUGCAAGGCAGAAGCAAAAUGCAGACCUUAAUGGUGAUUGUACUGACAGAUGUGCUGUUUUUUCUUCAAGACAAUAAUAAUAAAUAUACGUUCUUCACGCCUGAUAAUAAAACGGGCGUAGUAUCUCUAUGCAAAGUAUUAGUACGGGAAAAGGCGGGUGCAGAUGGGCGUGGCCUUUACAUAAUCUGCAGUGGGCCAUCCGACCCUGAAAUGUUCGAGUUGAGAGUCCACAGGCCGAAGGAUAUCGCUAACUGGAUACAUGCUAUUAGGGCGGCAGUGCAAAGCUGCCCUGAAGAAGUAGAAGAGAGUGAGACAGGCCCACAUGUGCCCUCUGCAGAGGAGAAGCAACGCCUGCUAGAAGCUAGACACGAGAAUAUAAGACUGAUUACUGACGAAACGCCUCAACGGCACAUUGAAGAGGCACUUCGAACGAAGGAUAAAGAACACGCGGUACUUUUGGAAGAAAAAAUGUCUUUACAUAUGAAAAUGUUUGGGCAUACAGGCGCCUCGACAUUGGAAUUACCAAAUACUGGUGUAACUACAGUAUUUCCGGGUGGGUUGGUCUUUCCCGACUACGUAAGAGUGGCCGCACCCACGCCUGAUACUCAUGCGCUGUGGCAAGAAGUCUGCAAAGUUGUUAAGGAUGCACUCGAAGUAUGCAACGCGUACAGUACGUACACUAGUCACAAUACGGGGGGAGUUGCGGUGGGCCGGAGCACGAGUUCCGCGGGAGAAAAGCACUCAUUGGCUUACGAGAGCCCUGCGUUACCUCGACGAGCUGAUACUUUCGCUGGUUUCGAUGCUAAUAAACAUCGAACUCAAGGCGUAACUCCCCGCAUGUCAACAGACACGCCGACGGAGACGGAGAACGCGGAAAGUCGGGAAGCGGAGGUUAGCGGACGGGAGGCGGCUCUGAAGCUCCAACACGCGAUAUACACGCUCACUUGUAUCGUGUGGCAACAACUCACCACUAUACAUAGUUUGGAGGCUCAAGUGUGCGCGUGGCGUUCUUCCGGCGGCAAUGCGGCCCGAACGCACGAUGCGCAAUUAGAAGAGCUACGACACGCGCAGUCGCGGUUGACGGCCGAUAGAGCCGCUUGGGAAGCGCAACGUACUGCCGAUAGGGAUGCGCUUGCGACUGAAAAACGUCAGCUGCAAGCGAUGCGAGAGCAGCUAGAGGAGCAACAAAAGGACGUGGAGCAACAACGGGAGAGGCUUUAUAGGAGGCUCGAGAGGCUGCAACAACAUGGUGGAUCGCAAGAAGAAAUAGCAAGUGUGGGUACCCUUUCGCCCGACUCGAGCGUCAGUGAUACUCACCGACGGAAGGAACCAAAGUGGCGUAGUUUCGCAGACAACCGCGGCUCGACGGGUUCCGAAUCGGGCGCAAGUGUUUGCAGCAAUCGGGGACCACCUCUGCCGCCGCCGCAACUACUGUCCGCUCAGAAUGAGACCAGAGCUAUCGUCAGGGCACCCGUGCAGCAAAUGGUGAAGCAGCAGUUACCGCUGAAGUUAGCGAGUGGCAAAUCCCAACAGCCACCGCCGGGUUACCACAGACUGCACGAAUCGCCCAGCGAUCACCACCAAGGCGUAGUUAUUCAUCACACGCGCACUGGCAGCUCUCCUGCGCAGAUGCCAUCGCAGCAGCCAGUUACUAAUAAAGCCACCAGAACAAACACAUACCCGAAAUUACCAGACAAAUUUCGCGUACGAUCUCCCGAAUCAAACCCGCUACCACCUCCACCGGCGCCUAACCCACCCGAAGAAGAAGUGAUAUAUUUCUGACAGUCAGGACUUUCGAAAACUCCUCCGGAUUCCUGAGGCUGUCGAUUGUCCUAAACCCGAUUCGAAGGACCAAAAUGGUAAUGUGUCAUAUUUCCUAGAAAUAUUUUCUUGUUUUUUUUUUUUGUUAUAAAGGUUCGAUUACCAGAUAUCUAUACCAGAUACACUCAAAUUCAGAUUCGAAGCUAAACAUGGCUCCAGUAUGUUAAAUCGCGACUAAAUCUUACCCUAGAUUGUGUUAAUAUUUAAAUCAAUAAAAAGUUUUAAAAUAUAACUAACUUUUCGGCAACGCACUCGAAAGCCCUCUGGCAUUGAGAGUGCCCAUGGGCAUUAACAUCAGCUGAGCCCCCCCUGUUCUAUAAAAAAAACUAUGUCCGAAUAAUCGAAUCUUUAUCCACUAUUGUCAAGUGCAGCUUUGUAACUUUAUUAUUUUAAUAUAUUUGUGUAUUUCUUCGGCAACCAAAUUAUUUCUGUAGCGAACUCUAUGUUAACCUUCAGAUUGAUAUGUUAAGAAGGGUUUAGGAUAACUCUAGGUUUAGAAUAUUGUGUAAAAUUAUUGUUAUAAGGAUUCUAGUGACAAUCAUUGGAAAUGUUGCAUGACACAUGUUUGUUGCUCUAAUAAUAAAUGAUGUUUUCCGUUUAUAAAUCCGGCAAGCCUAUUAGAAUCAGUUAUUUAUUUACAUACUUGGUUAUUGUAUUGGCAACAAAUAAUCUAUUACAUUCCGUUUCUUUGAUCUCUAUUAGUAUUAUAUUUAUUUUGUGAUGCGAUGGCAACUUUUCUGUAGUUUUUCAUUAUCCGUUUAAAGUUACGAACUUUAGACAGGGCAACUUUUGGGUUGCCAGUUUAUAAAUAAAGUUACAUGUUUAUUAUUGCUAUUCAAGAUUAGCAAAAUCGUAAUAUUGGAUAAAUACAUUUAAGUCUGUAGGAUGUGUUUUUGAAUGAUGUUUCGAUUCUGAAUAUUAUAUAAACGCCACUUUCUUAAAACUACUUUUUCGUGUGGGAUACAAAUGUUUUAACCAUUUUGCACCACAGUAGACAUUAUUUGCCGUGAUAAAUGGAGAGUACUAAAGUAUAAAAGUAAAUAUUUUAAGUCCGUUUCUAAGUUCGUGGAUCCCACAAUUCAAAGAAACUUAUUAAAAUGAAAUACCACUAAUUAAACGUUGCGAUAUGUUUCUUAAUACAAAUUUAUUCUCCAAUUUGCCAAUUAAGUAAUUCAAGGUUUAUGAAUGCUUUAAUACAUUUUUUUUUAAUUUAGUUGGAGUAUUGAAAAUGGCGUUCUGCUAAAAUCUAAAAGAUUGCGAGGCGUAUAUAUAAAUACGUUAAUAUUAUCCGCUAUGAGGCUGAUAGGGUCCGGUGUGAAAAAGUAGUGAUUGACUUAGGUAGCUAUUAGAAUUGUUACAGUGCGUUUUAUAAAUACAUAGUUGUUGACUACGGUUUUGAUGUAGGAUAGAAGUUACGCCCCAUUACUUUAGAUAUGAAUUUAAAAGUUCUAUUAUUCGUCGUUUGUUAAAUAUUAAUGGGGCAAAUCCGAAUUACUUAUUCCUGACGUACAAAUCAACCUGUUGUUUCAGAUAUCAUGUAAAAUUAUACUAAUAGAAGUUGCUAUCUCUUACGUGUUAACCACAAUUAUACGAUAUUUUAGCUGUUCAAAACAUUUCAAAGUUAUGAAAUCUGUAGCACGUUUGGUGAUUAUAUCCGGAAUUCAUGAUUGUUGUAGUAUAUGGAACUAGUAUCGCGAUAUAUAUUUUUCCAAAUUAUAUUAAUAGAUACAUUAUUUACAUAUAUUAGAGAAAUUUUAAACAGUCUAUAUUUACUAUUACAAUAUGAUACACGCAAUUGUAUUUUUGUUUUUGUUGACAAAUUCUACUAUAAUUAACCCACAAACGUAAUGCAGAAAUAUUAAACAUUCAACUCUCUUAACAUUGUUUUUGGAUUAACUGUAGAUGAGUCUUAUUUUUCUGUUUCAAAUUAUUUUAAUGGUAUUAGUACUAUAUUCAUAAUACAUUAAAUUCGUGUUAAAUUGUAAAUAACGUUAAAUUAUAAAAUAAAAUGUUAUUGACGUUUAUAAUCCUUAUUGAGAUUGGCAAUUGCAUGUUGUGAUUGCCGAAGUGACCGGGCUAAAGAAGGACCAGAAGUGUGCCCUUGACGUGAAAUUGUAUAGGGGACAUACAAUUGCUAGUCUUACGCAUUUAUUAUAUCUUGUGUGCAUAUAAUUAAAAUCACAAAGCAUUGUUCUCUGGUUUGUUUCCAUACUUUCAUACUAAUUCUACAAUCAAAUUAUUUUUAAAUACCUUUAUUUGACAAAAUAAAUGAAGAAAAAAAUUGGUUUUAUGCACACAAAAUAAGCUCACUUAGUAUAUGAUUGUUACUUACAUGACUAUGUAACUAUUUUUCGUGCAUUUACUGUAUGUAAUCCUUACUAUUUAGUCUUUUAAUGAGGUGAUAUUUUAAACUAUUGACUCACUUUGUAUAUAUGAAUGUUGAAGUUUGAAUAUUAGAUAUAUUUUAAAUAAUAUUCACAUAUUUUAAAGCAAUUACGAGGUUUAUAUAUCUUGUCUUUUCCUAAAAUGAUCCUAAUAAAGACUUCUAAACUCUUGGUUAUUUAAGUGAUUAACUAUAAUCACCAUCUUUCCACCUAGGAUCAUUAACCUGUUAGUAGAAGUGUUUAUAUUUUCAUACGUUUUAAUCUAUGAAUUAUCCGCGAGUAACGCAUAUAUGAUGUUGUAGCUGUUGGUUGAAACAUUAUUGCUCAAAUGCAGCUCUUGAGAUAUUGAUCAAUUAAUUUGUUGGUAGUACGAAAAAUUUUUAAAUCUCUUUUUUGUGGUCGAUAAUGUUAUAAAGAUUACAUGACAAUAAAUAAAAUAUAAAUUAACCGAUUUAAUAUCGAAAUCUAUUAAAUAAAUAUUUUGGCGAUAUAAUUAUAUUAAAAGCAAUCUAUUCUAUAUGGCAAUACAAUUUAGUAUAUCAUGCAUUUAUUGUUUUAAACUUUAGGCAUAAUAUUGAAUUUAAAAGUAAGAAAAUAAAAAUAUACUACUUAGUAAUUUAUGAAACACUAGUUUAGUAGUACUUUUUCAAGUUUUUUCUUAAAAGUAUAAUACAUCAAUUGCAUUCCUUAAAAUAAGGUUUCAUUAUUGUCUUUUAUAUCUGUUAUAUGGAAGGGACAGCAAUAUAAAAACAAAUUUUACUUUCCCCUUAAAAUGUAAACUUCGCGUUUGUGACGUUUGCAUACAUUUUCCUUUUGAGACUUGUAACACAGUACAAAAUUGCGUUUUCAAUGAGCAUUAUAUCAUUUCAUUUAUCGUGUUAAGUAUUUAGUUUAAAAUUUAUCAAUUAAGAUAAUAGUCAAAUAACUUUCUUCACGAAUAUCACAGUAUUUUUUGUCACUGAGUUAAUUUUUUAGGAUAAUUUUAACAUCUGCUAUAUUUGCGUAACAAGAACGCUUAUAGUGGACUUAAGUGAGACAUUACUUAGUAUAAGUUUUGUGGCAAUAUAUAGUGGAUAUGUUAGCUUUAAUGAAUUGUUUCGAUUCUACUGUCUAUUCCCUCCAAAAUUUAUUUUUAUCUGUGGCAACGACAAUACUGUCAUGUAUUGCUCAAAAUUGCUCACACUGUUCUUUAGCAAUUGAUAUUACUUACAAUUUGUAUAAAAUAUUAUUUGUAUGACUAUUAACUAUCGUGUAUCGUUACUAAUUUGUUGAUCUGUCUGGGCGUCGCCUACAUUUAAUUAGAAUAGAUGAAUGAAAUAAACAUACUUAGAAUUA
This is a messenger RNA of Pieris napi, 8091 nucleotides long. It is a transcript of the gene cyst, whose product is annotated as rho guanine nucleotide exchange factor 28. Gene Ontology annotation, biological process: regulation of Rho protein signal transduction. Gene Ontology annotation, molecular function: guanyl-nucleotide exchange factor activity. NCBI's taxonomy places the organism in Eukaryota, Metazoa, Arthropoda, Insecta, Lepidoptera, Pieridae. The transcript is spliced from 35 exons. The coding region runs from base 374 to 4333 and encodes 1319 amino acids. The record is from RefSeq and is a predicted model, not a curated record.